GGCGCCACAACGGCCCUGCUGGGAGGCUGCUGCGCGCGGAAGGCAGCCAAUGGGAGCAGAGCGGGGCGCGCGCGGGGCGGGAAGGCGCUCGCGGUUUGAAAGCGGCGGCGCUGAGGCGGCGCUGAGGAGGCGGCGGCGGCGGCGCGGCGGGGCCCCGGCGGCCCGGGAUGGCAGCGGCCUUGAAUCGUUUUAAAAAGGAAUACAGACCAAGAUUCUGCCGCGAAGCAGGAAGUAAGAUUGAUAUACAGCCGGGUCAAAACAUACUUAAAGUUGUGCGGGAUUAUUUUGAAAACUGUGAUGAUAAUCUCUCCAUAUGCUCUCCAAGUGCAACCCACUGCUCAACUCCUAUUGUCCAAAAUGAGAAGAGGACUUCAGUACAUAGCAAGAGGCCAAAGGCAGGGUUAACUAACUCUGUGAAAAGAGCCUGUGACUCUCCAGAGUCCUUACCUGCAUCACCAAUAAAACGAGUCAGGAACAGAGAACAGUCCCAUGAGGCAACCCUGAAGCCUGGAACGCAUGAUUAUGUAGCUGUUUCUAAGAAGACAGAGUCUCCUGUGUGUAAAGGAGAAGCAAAUAACAGAUUAGAAGAUGUUGAUGUACUAUGCAUAACUCCUGCUGUGUCUUUAGACUCUGAGGAUGAUCAUGGGUCUGUUAAAUCACCCCUGCUUUUGGAGGAACCAAAGCCUUCUCCAGCACACGUGUUACGUUUUGAUGACCGAAAUAGUCCUGCUGCGGUGAAUAUCCACCUGGAAGUUGAAAAUCUGGAAGGACCUCAGACUGGGAGAGAUGAGAAUGUUGUCAUUGUGCAAGGAAGAAAAUGCAAUACUAAGUCUCCUGCAGAGAGCAAGUCUUUCUCUUCAGCUGUCUUAGCAGCUGUAGCAACAGGAGCACUUGGAAAAAGGUAUUCAGCCUCAAUAUCACCACCAUCACCUCCUCAUGCAGAAGUUCAAAAUAUUGAAAUAGAAGAUGAAUGUGAAUUUUUAAUUGAUGAAUUGGAUAAUCCAUCAUCUAAGUUUUGGUUCUCAGUAGCCUCUAAGAACAACAAAUUAAAAAGAGACACCUCUGUAACACCUGUUUCCAAAUCUCAGCCCUCCAGAAAGAAUACAGAGAGUAGGAAAGGGAAGAAGAGAAAAGUGCAGGCUGAAGCACUUACUGAACAGCAAGCAGAUGACUUGGAUGUCAGAGUACUGGACUUCAAAGGAGUAUCAGAAUCAGAGGCAGACUGUAACAGUGAAGGAAAUGUCCUUAAAUCGCCGUGGCAAAGCAGUACUCGUAUGGGAAAGACUGGAAAAGAUGCACUUAGGCAAGGCUCUUCAAAGCAGAAAAAGAUGUCCAGGAGGCCAGAAGCUGACGCAGUGACGUUGCCUCAGCCUGAACUAGAAACGCAAGCAUCUGAUGCAGAACAAUGUAAAACAAGUGAGACUCCAGGUAGGGAUUCACCUCUGCCCUCAGGUGGACAUGAGCAAGAGAAGACUGUCUCUCUAAAAAGGAAUCUCAAGCUUUCCAAGAAUCUACAGUUGGCUUCAAAAGCUUCUCAACAUUUAGAUCCCAAGAAAAAGACUGCUAAGCAGAAACCUCCAAAAGCUCCACUGGGUAAGGGGCAGGCAGAAAGUCCAAGAAAGAAGCUUAAAAAAUCUGCCAAGAAAAGUAGUAAUAAAAAAGCUCUGUUACAAAGAGAAAAGAGUUCUGACAGUGAACCUGGUGAAGAAGAGAUGGAAAAAGAGCCUGUAAAACCGGAUGAAGAGUUCACAUCGGUCUCUCAUCAGAAAUUACAGACUCCCACCACUCAAAAGUUGACCAAGUCUGAAAAUAUAUUGCAGGUACUGGAGUCACUGGAUGAUGCAAGUAACAGAAGUCUUGUAAAAGCACUGCAGUAUCUCAUAGACAGCAUGAGGAGUUCUGAAGUGAAACAGUUGCCAGCCAAGUCUCCAGAGAAGGCUCCCCAAAAGCUCUGUCACAGAGACAGUGAAGGCGCUUGCUCAGACACUGAGAAUGCUCAGUCUCGCAUGCGUUCUGACAGCACUCCUGUGCGGGGCAUGGUGAGGAAGAAACAGAAGCUAGCAGGUGUGAAAGGAAAAAGCAACAAAAGGAAACAUCACGUGCAGCAUGGACCACACGGUUUCUGUGAAGCUGAGAAGGCCACGAAUUGUGCAAGUGGGCCUGUCCUAGAAGAUGAUGACAAAUUGGUCCCUGGCAAUCAGUAUUCUGAACAUGAUAGUUUAUCUCCAGCUGUUUCUGAAGACUUGGAUUUUCAAGCAAGAGCUCUGUCAGACAAAUCAAGAAGCGGUAAGAUAGUAAUGCCUUCCAACACUCCUAAUGUGCGGCGGACAAAGAGGAUCCGCCUGAAGCCUCUGGAGUACUGGCGAGGAGAGCGGGUGGACUAUGCAGUAAGUCCUUCAGGAAAUCUUGUGCUUAGUGGAGUUGUGUGUCCAGAAACAGGACCUCCGAGGACAGUUAGACAGAGGAAGGAUGGUCACAAGCAGAAAACAGCUAAAAGAAGAAAGAAGAAACCUCUAGUUUUGGAUCACAGCCUAGCUGAUACUGCUAAGCCAACCAUUGUACUGGACCCAGUCACAAAUGAGGAGGUACCUCUAGAAUGUGUCACCACUGAAAUGUGUCACUCGUGCUUCUUCAAGGACGAAACAGUAGAAAUCUAUAAACACCUGAAUACCUCUGCUUUUGCCACCGGGAAACUGAUUUUGAAGCCACUCAAGGAGAAGGGGCACCAGUUUGUGCACAUGGAUACCAUAGUUUUCCACGUUAUCUAUGGCAAAAUUAUCACCACUUUACAUAAGACAUCAUACUGCCUGUCUACAGGGGACUACUUCUAUGUUCCAGCAGGAAACGGAUACAACAUCCGCAAUCUUCUGGAUGAAGAAAGCGUUCUUCUCUUCACCCAACUCAAAAAGGACAGGUGAAGAGCUUGGUGUAGAGGGGUUUGCUGGAGUUCUACUGAAGCUGUUGUAUGUUCUAAAGUUCUUUUUACAUACAAGAACCGUUUAGAGUGGGCCCAGCUUAACAUUGCAAAGUCAUACAGAGCAGCUGCGAUCAGUUGAGAGCAAACCCAAGAGAGCCCCCAGUAGUUUGCUGUCAAACUGAAAUAACAUAACUGAGAGGCCUUGCUCUGCAUCAUUUCACUGGUCUUGUGCCAUCCAAAGACACAGAGAUCUAUGUACAAAUUUGUGAAUAAAGCACAUUGUUGUUGUUUCAAACCCUA
Pogoniulus pusillus (Red-fronted tinkerbird) is the source of this 3217-nucleotide messenger RNA. RefSeq names its product centromere protein C (gene CENPC). Gene Ontology annotation, biological process: spindle attachment to meiosis I kinetochore; attachment of mitotic spindle microtubules to kinetochore; kinetochore assembly. Gene Ontology annotation, molecular function: centromeric DNA binding. Lineage: Eukaryota; Metazoa; Chordata; Aves; Piciformes; Lybiidae. Gene Ontology annotation, cellular component: kinetochore. The transcript has 18 exons. The coding region runs from base 168 to 2918 and encodes 916 amino acids. The record is from RefSeq and is a predicted model, not a curated record.